UAACUUAAAAUGUAAAAAUUUUAUAGGGGUGUUAUAAUAAAAAUCCAGAGCAGACAACAAAAUAAACAAAACACAAAGAAACAAGCAAAUAAACAAACAAACAAACAAACAAACAUUAUUAUCACGUGGUGCGUGUAUAAUGUCUUCCAGAACAUUUAAUACUCAAGCAUCAGUCAUUCAAGAUCGUUAUAAAAUUUGCUUCUGUGGUAAAUACGGCGUUGGCAAGACAACAAUUUUCCGUUGUUUGAGAGAUCAUGUGAGAACUGUGAAUAGAAAUAAUGCGUUGGAAGGUGGUCCACCGGACUCUGGUGGUAUUGGAAUUGAUAGUAUCACGUAUGUUCUUCCGGAGUUGAAUUCAGAAGUUAUUCUCUUUGACACCGGGGGUUUAGAACGACAUAACUCGUUGUCAUUGGGCUCGUAUUUCAAGAAUGCAGCAUGCAUAGUUGCAGUGUAUGAUGUCACAGACCUCGACUCACUUUUUUAUUUAGACAGAGAAUUUACGAACAUUACUCAACGUGCUUAUUGCGAUUCUGCAAAAUACAUCAUCUUCCGUAACAAAUCCGAUAUGCCUCCAGGAAGGGUGCGUGUGGAAAAAGAGCGGGAAACAGACUUUUUGAGUAGCACUGUGGAAUUUAAGGAACAUAUAUAUGAUAUUGUAGAAACGUCGGGUUUGAUGGAUAGUGGUAUUAAAGACUUUUUUUUACGUGGUUUAAUCGAAGUAUUGAAAGAUGCACAACCCACACGACCGACUGUUCAACCUUUCAAAAGAUUUUAUAGCGAAAAUAACGGCAAGAAAUCCUUCUGCUGUUAACAUUGACAUUUCCAUGAAUUUAGAUAUGCACAUGUAAAUGACGUCUCUGUUCCUGAUCAUUUUUAUGUUAAAUAAAAUCAGGUGAAAUGCCCUCUAAAGGCGGAUUUUCAUGAAGUGAAUUGCACGGCGAAUUUGGCGCUAAAGUGUAUUCUAGUAUGCGCAUUUUCGUUGGGUUUCAUUUUGCUUCGAAAAAUUCGCUUUGUCGAAGAGUAAGUAGAAGUAAGUAGAAAAGUAAGUAGAAACAGUUCCUACUUUUUAGCAGAAAAAUAUUUCUCUGUAAAAUUUUAACCAAUCCGAACGCAAAUCAUUAUUAUUUAUGCUUAGAAAUUUGUUUUGAAUUCAAAAAAGAUGGUUUACUUGUUUUUCCGCCGAAUUCCACAUUCACUAUUCUCUUUCUUUAAUUAAACCAGUGUAAGUUCUUUUACCUAACAUCUGCAGUUUCUUGCUGACGCAGAAGACUGUUUAUUGGAUGGUUUUGUAAAUUCCAUACUGAAUGAAUGACAGGUAAGGACAGCUAUGUUGUUGUUCAGUAAUCCUUAAAUUAUUAUUUUUGUGAAAAUAUAGAUGGGAUGAUAUUCAGUAGAGAUAUUGUAAUUUUUUAUUAUGCAAAAUAUAACCAAAUAGAAUUUGUAAAUUGUCAA
This is a messenger RNA of Hydractinia symbiolongicarpus, 1452 nucleotides long. RefSeq lists its product as uncharacterized. The transcript is spliced from 2 exons. Gene Ontology annotation, molecular function: GTPase activity; GTP binding. Gene Ontology annotation, biological process: intracellular protein transport. The record is from RefSeq and is a predicted model, not a curated record. Gene Ontology annotation, cellular component: endomembrane system. The coding region runs from base 140 to 811 and encodes 223 amino acids. Lineage: Eukaryota; Metazoa; Cnidaria; Hydrozoa; Anthoathecata; Hydractiniidae.